Messenger RNA from Aspergillus bombycis, 951 nucleotides. It is a transcript of the gene cpcB, whose product is annotated as 40S ribosomal protein RACK1. Gene Ontology annotation, biological process: rescue of stalled cytosolic ribosome; positive regulation of protein phosphorylation. Bases 1 to 951 code for a protein of 316 amino acids. NCBI's taxonomy places the organism in Eukaryota, Fungi, Ascomycota, Eurotiomycetes, Eurotiales, Aspergillaceae. Gene Ontology annotation, cellular component: cytosol; nucleus. The record is from RefSeq and is a predicted model, not a curated record. Gene Ontology annotation, molecular function: protein kinase C binding; translation regulator activity; ribosome binding. The transcript is spliced from 4 exons.
AUGGCUGAGCAGCUGGUCCUUCGCGGUACCCUCGAGGGUCACAAUGGCUGGGUUACUUCCCUGGCCACCUCUUUGGAGAACCCCAACAUGCUGCUCUCUGGCAGUCGCGAUAAGACCCUGAUCAUCUGGAACCUUACCCGCGACGAGCAGGCCUACGGUUACCCCAAGCGCAGCCUGGAGGGUCACUCUCACAUCGUCUCUGACUGUGUGAUCUCCUCCGACGGUGCCUACGCUCUGUCCGCCUCCUGGGACAAGUCUCUCCGCCUCUGGGAGCUCGCUACCGGCGAGACCACCCGUACCUUCGUUGGCCACACCAACGACGUCCUCUCCGUCUCCUUCUCCGCCGACAACCGCCAGAUUGUCUCCGCUUCUCGUGACCGCAGCAUCAAGCUCUGGAACACCCUCGGUGACUGCAAGUUCACCAUCACCGACAAGGGCCACACCGACUGGGUCUCCUGCGUCCGCUUCAGCCCCAACCCCCAGAACCCUGUCAUCGUCUCCGCUGGCUGGGACAAGCUCGUCAAGGUUUGGGAGCUCGCCUCCUGCCGCCUCCAGACCGACCACAUUGGUCACUCCGGCUACAUCAACACCGUCACCAUCUCCCCCGAUGGCUCCCUCUGCGCCUCCGGUGGCAAGGACGGUACCACCAUGCUCUGGGAUCUCAACGAGUCCAAGCACCUCUACUCCCUCCACGCUGGCGAUGAGAUCCACGCCCUCGUCUUCUCCCCCAACCGCUACUGGCUCUGCGCUGCCACCGCCAGCAGCAUCACCAUCUUCGACCUCGAGAAGAAGAGCAAGGUUGAUGAGCUCAAGCCCGAGUACAUCGAGAAGGGCAAGAAGAGCCGCGAGCCCGAGUGUGUCAGCUUGGCCUGGAGCGCUGACGGCCAGACUCUCUUCGCUGGUUACACUGACAACAAGAUCCGUGCCUGGGGUGUCAUGUCGAGGGCAUAA